This is a messenger RNA of Echinops telfairi (small Madagascar hedgehog), 1158 nucleotides long. RefSeq names its product regulatory factor X associated protein (gene RFXAP). Gene Ontology annotation, cellular component: nucleus. The record is from RefSeq and is a predicted model, not a curated record. NCBI's taxonomy places the organism in Eukaryota, Metazoa, Chordata, Mammalia, Afrosoricida, Tenrecidae. Gene Ontology annotation, biological process: regulation of transcription by RNA polymerase II. Bases 1 to 1137 code for a protein of 378 amino acids. The transcript has 5 exons.
AUGGCUCCCAGAGUCGUAGAAGUGGGUACAGCGGACCACUAUGACGCCUAUUUCAAGCUGGUGAAGGUUGAAAAGGUCUUGCUUCCUUUGACAAAGCAGAGAGAUGAAGUUCUCACUGGGCACAUCAAGCAGGCACCAGUCGUCCUGCGCUCAGCCCCGCCUCCGGAGGGACGCCCCGCCCACAAUCGCCAACAGGCUGAGCCUCCUCGGAGCUGCGCAGGCGCAGUACGGACGCGUCCUCGCGCGCCGCCUCUUCCUCUUAAUUCAUGCAAGGGGCGGUUAAGCCCGGCCGACGCGGACGCGGACGCGGCCGGGGUCGUGGAACCCGGGGCGAAGGUCAGCAGCACGGAGGUGCAGGGCGUGGCCGAGGGCCCCGGGCGGGCGGCGGCCGGCAGCGCCUGCCCCGGCGCUCCCGCGGCUCCCGGCCCUGCUCCGGCUCCGGCGCCGCCGCUGACCCUGCUGGUGAUGCAUCCCUGCGGCGGGCAGGAGGAGACCGCGGCCGUGCUGCGGCCGGCGGCGGGCCACUCCGUCAGGUACCUGUGUGACCUGGCGGGGGACGGCGAGGAGGAGGCGGGGGACGACGAGGCCGAGGCCGACCUGCUGGACACUUCGGACCCGCCGGGCGGCGGCGAGAGCGCCGCCAGCCUGGAGGACCUGGAGGACGAGGACCCGCAGUCCGGCGGCGAGGGCAGCAGCGGGGGCGGGGCCCGGCGGCGGGGCGGCGGCGCGAGCAAGACGUGCACCUACGAGGGCUGCCGCGAGACCACCAACCAGGUGGCGAAGCAGCGCAAGCCGUGGAUGUGCAAGAAGCACCGCAACAAGAUGUACAAGGACAAGUACAAGAAGAAGAAAAGCGACCAGGCCUUGAACUGCGGCGGGACCCCCGCCAGCGCCAGCGCGGGAAACGUGAAGCUGGAGGAAAGCGCAGAUAGUUUACUCUCCAUUGUUAAACAAAGAACAGGAUCUUUUGGGGAUCGCCCUGCAAGGCCUACUCUUUUAGAACAAGUAUUAAAUCAAAAAAGACUGUCAUUACUGAGAAGUCCAGAAGUCGUGCAGUUUUUACAGAAACAGCAGCAGCUCUUAAGUCAGCAAGUUUUGGAGCAAAGACAGCAGCCGUUCCCUGGAGCCCCGGUGUGAGAGGACUCGCCACAAGAAGCG